Messenger RNA from Dibothriocephalus latus, 588 nucleotides. NCBI's taxonomy places the organism in Eukaryota, Metazoa, Platyhelminthes, Cestoda, Diphyllobothriidea, Diphyllobothriidae. The record is from the annotation of a GenBank genome assembly.
AUGAAUCAACUCAUUGAGCUGUCGAGAAAGAGUGCUCCCGUUGGUACGCAGAAUGCCAUUGUGAACCUCAUCCAACAGUUAGUGGACAGUGAGAUAGAGUGCGACACCUUCUGCACCCAGCUCAGUGCGAGCCUGAACCGUGACGCGGAGCCCAUGAACAUCGGUCCCUUCAUCAAGGACAAUAUCGCUCUCCUACGUCGGGAAUUGUACAAUGGUGUGUGUACACUGCCAAAUAUCCGACCCCCCUCAUUGGAUGUGGAGGCCUCCCAGUCACAACGUCUCCCCUCGUCCUUACCACAGCCCAUCAUUGCUGGCGUAUCUACAAUGUCCAAUUCUCUUAGUCAACCCAAGUACUGCCACCUCGGUGGUGUUCCAGUCAAACGCAUCAGCGCCCUCGACGACGUAUUCGUCCUCAGCAGUCUGCGUCAGCCGGGCGGGCGAAACCCCGAUUUUUACCUCUCCUACGUCCACCCUCCCUACCACGGCUGCUGUUGGUCAGCCUUUGAUACACACGUCAAAUUUCGUUCAUCCCGUAAUCAGACCGAUUCUCCCAUCCAGUUAUACCACACGAACGCCUCCCUCUAUAAC